Molecule: messenger RNA, 3102 nt
Organism: Caenorhabditis elegans
Lineage: Eukaryota; Metazoa; Nematoda; Chromadorea; Rhabditida; Rhabditidae
Gene: rpn-2
Product: 26S proteasome non-ATPase regulatory subunit 1
Exons: 6
Coding region: 1-2616 (871 amino acids)
Biological process (GO): regulation of protein catabolic process
Cellular component (GO): proteasome complex
Molecular function (GO): enzyme regulator activity
Source: RefSeq, marked reviewed
AUGUUGACAUUGUUGAACAGAUGGAGAUCUCAGCCAGGAGGCGCUUCAAACGCAGCCGCAUUCAUUCGUGUUCUCGAGUCACCGAAAUCAGCAGUGACCGACAAAGUGCUCGUUCUCAAAGCAUUUAACGAUUGGGAUGUUCUUGUGAACACAUGGUUUGAGGUCGCUGACGCCCUUCCAGCUGUAGAGCAGCUCCUUGACAACAACACGUUCCCAGAGCAUUCAUCCGCUGCACUGCUCGUCUCCAAAGUUUAUUUCUGCUUGGAGCAGUAUGAACGUGCUUUGGAGUUUGCUCUUCGUGGUGAUUUCAACGUCGUUCCUGCUACAAGAACCGGUCUUGGAAACGACGCAGAAUAUGUUAACAAGAUCAUCGAGACGGCCAUUGACACGUACAAGACGCUGAGCAAGCAAGGAUCUGGAAUUCCUCAGAAACUCCGAGAUUUGAUCGACCGAAUUGUUGCUAGAAAUCUGGAUAAACGAGAGAUAUGGUUUGUCAUCUCGUUAGGAUUUGAGACGACCAAUCUGGCUAUGAUCGACAGGGCCAUUAGCGCGAUGCCUGCAGAUUUGACCAUCAAGAAUCAGACUACACUUGUCGAAACGCUCAACCGUGUUGUCAAUGGCGCGUUCGAUCGUUCAUUCCGAUUCCAAGUUAUCGAUACAGUCAUCAAGACGUACUUGAAGUGCCCAUCGCCGGACAUGUCCAAGAUUUGCGAGUGUUACGUGCUCACGGAUAACGCCGAGGCCGCUGCUGACACGAUUACGAGUUUGAUCGCGAAGUCUCUCAGCACUCGUGCAUAUCAGAUCGCAUUUGAUUUAUAUGAAACAGCGAGUCAAGGAUUCCUCGAUCGAGUUUUGAAACGUUUCCAACAGCAGGAUGCUCGUGAUGAGAAGUCGAUGGAAAAGAUUCAUUCAAUUCUCAAAGGUCAUGAAACUGUCAAGGCUUACCUCGACUUCUUUGUCCGUCAUAAUCACACUGAUUCUGUUCUAAUGGAAGAGAUCAAGGAGAACAUUCGAACAGCCUCUGCCCACAAUGCUCUUCUCAUCUCAAAUGGUCUUAUGCAAUAUGGAACUACUUGUGACGAUUUCCUCCGUAACAACUUGAACUGGGUUUCCAAAGCUACGAACUGGAACAAGUUCAAUGCGGUCGCUUCACUUGGACUCAUUCAUCACGGACAAGAAUCGUCUGCAAUGAAGGUACUUGAGCCAUAUUUGCCAAAGGAAUCUGUCGAAGGAUUUGGAUUUAAAGAGGGAGGAGCAAUGCUGGCAUAUGGAUUGAUUCACGCCAAACACGGAGAUGCAACUGCCAUGAGCACUCUGGCUCAGUGGCUCAAAACCGCCGAAAACGAGCCAGUGAGACACGGAGCUUGUCUUGGAUUUGGAGUUGCUGGACUUGGAUCGUCUUCUGUUUCGAAUUACGAGAAAGUUCGGGAAGUUCUCCAACGUGAUGAAGCAGUUUCCGGAGAAUCCGCAGGAAUCGCCAUGGGCCUUAUCAUGGCUGGACAUCUGAAUCAAGAGGUGUUCAAUGAGCUCAAGCAAUACACUGUUGACACACAGCAUGACAAAACUCAACGUGGUAUCCGAACUGGACUUGCCUGUGCCGCAUUCGGACUCCAAGGAGAUGCUGAGCCUUACAUCAAAGAAGCAAUCGGAGCUAAGAGCAAUCCAAUGCUCCGUUCCACUGGAAUCUGUAUGCUGUCGAUGGCUUACGCCGGAACCGGAUCUCCAGAUGUAGUACGCCGUCUUCUCGAGAAAGUAGCCACCGAUCCAAAUUUGGAUGUCAAGAGAUACGCUACAAUUGGUAUCGGAUUCGUUCUCUCCAAGGAUCCAUCAACCUGCUUAUCCUACGUGGCCAUGCUCACCGAACAUUUCAAUGGACAUGUCAGAUACGGAGCAGCUAUGGCACUGGGAAUUGCUUGUGCUGGAACAGGAAACAUGGAAGCUAUUGCUCUGAUUGAGCCAAUGAUUUCUGAUAAGGAAGGUUUCGUUCGUAAAGGAGCACUUCUUUCACUUGCUCUCAUCAUGUGCCAGCAGACAGACUACACUUGUCCCAAGGUGAACGGUUUCCGUAAGCAAUUGCUCAAAAAGAUCGGAGAGAAGAACGAGGACUCUCUUGUCAAAUUUGGAGCAAUUAUUGCUCAAGGACUUCUCGACAUCGGAGGGCAGAACGCUGCGGUCACAAUGCAAAAUUCUGACAAGCAGCCAGAUAUGGGAUCAAUGGUCGGAAUGAUGUGCUUCCUUCACGGAUGGUUCUGGCACUCGAUGCAUUUCUUCAUCGCCCUUGCUGCUAAGCCAUCAUGCCUUGUGAUGAUGAACGAGAAUCUGAAGAUUCCAGUACUUGACUACAUCUGCCAUGCCAAUAGUCAGAAGUUUGCCUAUCCACCACGAGCCGAAUCAAAGAAGGAUAAGGAUGUCAAAAAGAUUGAGACUGUUGUUCUGUCCAUCACCGGAAAGAAGAAUGCGUCAAAGAAGCUGAUCGCUGAGGAGAAAAAAAGACGAGAAGCUGCAGCUUCCGCUUCUAGUGCUGCUGCUGCCCCAUCAUCAUCGUCCACUUCAGGAACAGCACCAGCUGCUGAAGAUGAGAAAAUGGAGGUUGAUCAACCAGGAAAAUCCAAGUAAGUUUGGAAUGAGUGUCUAGGAAAAGUAGAAUUCGUUUUUUUUGUCAUAAAAAUUAAAAAACCAAGAUUUCCAAAUUAACUUACAAUUAUUUCAGGAAAGAAAAGGCUCCAGAAAAGGACACGAAGCCAUUGCACCGCCUACAGAAUCCAGCUCGUGUGAUUCCUGCUCAACGACAGCUAAUCUCGAUCAGUGACGCUCGAGCCUACAGUCCCAUGAAGCCACUUUACAAGGGUGGAAUUAUUGUGGCGGAUCGUGUUGAUAAGGAGAGAGAGGAGAAGCUUGUCAGUGAAGUCGUCACUCAGGUCAAUACUCCUGCGAGCUCUGGAAAUACCGAAAACAAACCCCAUUCGACGUUCGAGAUCAAUAUCAACGAUUUUUGAUCAAUUGCUGGAUCAUUCGAUCAACUCUAUCUCGCUCCCCCAAUCCCAUUCAAAACUUUUUUAAUUUAUUUUCCCCCUUCUACUCUAUUUAUGUUUGACUUCGAAU